Messenger RNA from Pediculus humanus corporis (human body louse), 687 nucleotides. RefSeq lists its product as uncharacterized. Gene Ontology annotation, molecular function: pyridoxal phosphate binding. The record is from RefSeq and is a predicted model, not a curated record. The transcript is spliced from 5 exons. NCBI's taxonomy places the organism in Eukaryota, Metazoa, Arthropoda, Insecta, Psocodea, Pediculidae. Bases 1 to 687 code for a protein of 228 amino acids. Gene Ontology annotation, cellular component: intracellular anatomical structure.
AUGUCUACGAUUCAAAAAAAUUUAAAAACUGUGCAAGAAAGAAUUAGAAAUGCAUGCUUAAAGAGAGCAGUGAAUUUGUCAAAUAUUGAACCACGUUUGGUCGCCGUAUCAAAAACAAAACCAAUAGAAUCCAUUAUUGAAGCUUAUAAUUGUGGACAAAGACAUUUUGGUGAAAAUUACGUACAGGAAAUUUGGCAUUUUAUUGGUCACUUGCAAAGAAACAAGGUUAACAAAUUACUUAGUAUUCCGAAUUUAUUCGCUGUGGAAACUGUUGAUUCUGAAAAAUUAGCUGAUGCCCUUAAUAAUUACUUUAGCAAAACUGAAGACGAAAACAAAAAAAUUAAUAUUUUUAUUCAAGUCAACACAAGUGGAGAAGAAUCUAAAUCUGGAUGCAAACCCAAUGAAACAUGUAACUUAGUUAAACAUAUAAUUGAUAAUUGCAAGCAUUUGAAUGUCAUGGGUUUAAUGACCAUUGGCAAAUAUGAUAAUUAUUUAACUUCUCAGGAUAAAAUUGAUCCAGACUUUCAGUGCCUGAUCGAUUGCAAAGACAAUAUUUGUAAAAAUUUAAAUGUUACUUUUGACCAAUUUGAACUUUCCAUGGGAAUGUCUGCUGAUUUUGAACGAGCAAUUCUAGCUGGUUCAUCGAAUGUAAGAGUUGGUUCACUGAUUUUCGGUGGAAGAUCAUAG